AUGGCUGCCUUCCCCGCAAGUCUGCCUCCGCCGUCCCCUAGUGAGGAGAACGCGGCUACCCAGCAGCACAGGCCCUCGGUCACAUGGAACUUAACCUCGCCCAUGAGUAAAACGGCCACCGCCAGGUCGAGCACCAGUACCGCCAUUUAUCCGGCCUCAAUCGUUCUCCGGCGCCAUAGGCUCGGCAGCAGCCCCGAAAUCAACUUAGGGACCCAGCCGCAGAUCUGCUUCCUGCAGCCGCGGACCUCGCAGCCGCUAGUGCUCUUCAGCUUAAUGAAUUCCAGUGAAGCAGCCGUGACAAAAUUUUUACCCAAGAGCCAGUUAUCUCGGGUGAUUAUUCGUGACAACCUCAGUGCACAACGAAUCUAUGAGAUGGAGACGAAAACUUCAGAAAAGACCAAGAAAAAGAUGGGCCACUUGUAUGACCACCUGAAAAAAAAGUUCAUGAUGGACCAGCUCAGAAAGCUGGGGCGCUGGAGACAGGAAUCCACGAACUUCCGGCAGUACCUGAGCAGCAUCCGGGCCUUCCAUUCUAAGAAGAAAUCCAGACCACCCUAG
Messenger RNA from Miniopterus natalensis, 558 nucleotides. It is a transcript of the gene C20H5orf52, whose product is annotated as chromosome 20 C5orf52 homolog. The record is from RefSeq and is a predicted model, not a curated record. NCBI's taxonomy places the organism in Eukaryota, Metazoa, Chordata, Mammalia, Chiroptera, Miniopteridae.